AUGAGUUCGAUAGGCGUCGUUGUUUUCCGCAAUUCGCCGCAGGUGCUGCAGGAAUCCGUGAAUAAUACCGUGAACAUUUCGAACAAUGAAACUAAUCAGAACAUUCGUCGGGAAAUCAUAAUUGUGCGGAAAAAAACAAAAGUGCAAUCUCCUGCUUCAGUUUCAGUGAGUUCGUUAAUACAUGCAGCAGAUUCGGCAGUUACGAAUAGCAUCCCUAAAAAACCAAGGCUUCGCGAAAACAGUACUGAAGAUACACGGACACCGACCCCUCUUGCGGUCGCAAGACGAAAUGCGCGGGAAAGAAACCGAGUACGACAAGUGAACGAUGGCUUUGCUGCUCUACGUCGACAUAUUCCAGAAGAAGUAGCUGCUGCAUUUGAAAAUGCUAAUUCAAACCGGGGCCCAAACAAGAAACUCAGCAAAGUUGAAACAUUGCGAAUGGCGGUAGAGUACAUUAGAAAUUUAGAAAGUCUGUUAAAUAUCGGACAUGCUGAUAAAGAAAACGGAAACCGUCCAUCUAUGGAAUCUUUUCCUUCACCUGCAUCUUCCUCACCAAGAGAUAAUAGCCAGGAAAGAAGUUAUUUUUCUAUGAAUUCACCAGCCCUUGAUGAUGAAGAUAUGGACGAGGACGAACUAGAUGGGUCACUUCAUCAUAUGCCUCAACAACAAUAUGUUGAAUUACCAACUCAAGAAACGUUCCAACUUGUGUCAACUCCUUAUCUUUACGAAGAAGACGAGAUUGUUGGUCAGCCUCUGACUCCAUCAUCAGAUCUUCUUGGUCAAGAUGACGUAAACACCCAUCUACUAGAAAGCCACUUCAAUUUCCCUAAUUCCGCUGAACAAUUUACUGUGAUUCCAGAACAACCUUGCCUAAAUGAAUCUGAUAUACCUGUAAGCGAAUGUGAUUUUGAAGUUAAAUAUUCCGAAUCAUUGCAUCAUCAAAUACAACACAGUUAUAAUGGUGGAUCUGAAAUGCCAUUAGAAGACAUGAAUCCCGAUUUAAUUAUUAGUGACAAUCAGUUUAAAAUCAGAGAAGAGGAAUCCAAAUUCGUCGAUUACAGUGAUGUAGAGUUGAAAAAGGAACUUCCAGAUAUACAAGUUACACCGGAAGACAGGGAACAAUUUGAGGAAACUCUAAAGUGGUGGCAGGAAAAAACGAGACAAUCCCGAAUCCCGUCCAUUAAAAAAUAA
Messenger RNA from Diatraea saccharalis (sugarcane borer), 1191 nucleotides. NCBI's taxonomy places the organism in Eukaryota, Metazoa, Arthropoda, Insecta, Lepidoptera, Crambidae. The record is from the annotation of a GenBank genome assembly.